CAAAAAAACAAACAAACAAACAAACAAACAAACAAAAAACACCUCAUUCCAGGCACAUGUGCAUGCAUGCACAAGAUCCUUAAAGGAGAGAGUGGAAACGAAGAGACUGUGAUGUGGCCUUCCCUUCUGGGGGAUGAUUUCUUGCUUUCUUCCUGUCUGUCUUUCCAAAGUGAGUGCACAUGCCCUAUAGCAAAAAUCUCUAAAACAAAGAAAAGAAAAAGAAACAUCAUCAUCUUUGCUAAAACAUAUUUUUACUAGUUUGUAUUGUGAUAGGCACUUUAGAAUAUAGGUAGUUUCCUGUUGGGUUUGUUGACAAAUCCCCACUUCUAUCUUUUGAUACUUACUUCCUUGUGGACGUCUUUGUCCUUUAUUUAAGAAGGGGAGAGAACUUAAUAAUCAUUGUACUUACAUUUUAGUUCAAGAAACAUUCCAGAUUAAAUAUACUCUAAGAGAAAAAUACCAGGAAAUUGGGUGAAUGUCAAGUCAUUGUUUUUAACACUUUGGGGGCGGAGGACUAUUAUUUGGAGAAGAUGCUUUAGUAUUCUGUAGAAAUACACUAGCCUUAUUUUAAUUUGCUGAAGAAAAGCCUAGAUCUUAACUGGACCUCUUGCUAGUUUUGCACAUUCCUGUCCAAAGGUAAUUUUUAUAAGAGGCACUCUGGAAACAUUUGCUGAAUAGCCUUGAUGGAAUUUAAUUGACCAAAAUGUACACCUCAUCAAACUGUCUGCUCAGAAAGCACACUUGGGGUUCUCUACAAUUGCAAUGCUUUGUUCAUUUUUCUGAAUGUACUUUACAGGCUACUUCAACAUGAAUGGGAAGAAAGCAAUGUUCAGAUUCUGAAACUUCAAGCCAAGAUGUUUACAUAUAAUAUCCCAACAUGCCUGGCCACCUGGAAAAUAGCCAUUGCUGCUGAGAUUGUUCUAAAGGGGCAAAGAGAGGUCCACCGUUUAUAUCAGAGAGCCUUACAGAAGUUACCUCUUUGUGCAUCCCUGUGGAAAGAUCAACUCUUGUUUGAAGCAUCAGAAGGAGGUAAAACUGAUAACCUGAGAAAACUAGUUUCCAAGUGCCAAGAAAUUGGAGUCAGCCUAAAUGAGCUCUUAAAUUUAAACAGUAACAAAACAGAAAGCAAGAAUCACUGAACAUUGGGUGCAGUCAGUUCUAAGUCCUUAUAAUAAUUGCCAAAAUUAUUUGAAUGAUUCUUCAAGAUUAGGCUGAUCCCUGGCUAAGGUCUGUGUAAAGCAGACAAGCAUUAUUGAUCAUAUCAAGUCCCCUGCAAUAUCCUAUCCUCAAACCGGAAGCAAUGAACAUGAUCCUCUUCAGUUGGAUAAAUGAACUUCCUGUUUGGCCUGCUUCUAGGCCCUGCCAGAUUCUCAUAACAUCA
Tupaia belangeri chinensis (Chinese tree shrew) is the source of this 1381-nucleotide messenger RNA. RefSeq names its product zinc finger C3H1 domain-containing protein-like. NCBI's taxonomy places the organism in Eukaryota, Metazoa, Chordata, Mammalia, Scandentia, Tupaiidae. Gene Ontology annotation, molecular function: protein binding. The transcript has 4 exons. The record is from RefSeq and is a predicted model, not a curated record. The coding region runs from base 855 to 1139 and encodes 94 amino acids. Gene Ontology annotation, cellular component: nucleus; exosome (RNase complex).